This is a messenger RNA of Ilex paraguariensis (yerba mate), 342 nucleotides long. The record is from the annotation of a GenBank genome assembly. Lineage: Eukaryota; Viridiplantae; Streptophyta; Magnoliopsida; Aquifoliales; Aquifoliaceae.
AUGUUACCUGAGAAUAAUUUUGUUCAGAACAAAGAGACUUCCACUGGGGUAGGAAUGUCAAUCUCAGAUAUAACUGACCUUGAAGACUUGGUGGGAGAGUUCAGAUUUUAUCAAAAAAAGGAAGGAGGGGAGAUAAGCAAACAUCAUGGACAUGCAGAGCUCCCUGGAAAUGAAACUAUAAUUCAGCAAAAGACCACACCAAGAGCUCAAGAACCAACAACAGUUGACCCAUAUGCAACAUUAGGCAAGUUCCAAUUGUCCACCGAUUGCAGCUUACAUACAGAAGUCAUGACUAGAAAAACCCCAGUUCGAGUGACAAUCACCCUACCCAAAAUAGAAUGA